CCAACCGUACUUCCGUCAUGCGCAGAAGCAGAACAGAAAGCGGAAGUGACCAACGAAGUACAACAGAACGAAAGUUGCUGAUUGCUUUAGAGACUGUUCAGAGCGCUGAAAGACAGAAGGUUUUUGACAAGGUUUUAUCGACGAUUCUUUGAGAAAAAAGUGGUAAUAUGUUCUGAUGGGGACGGUGGUGUCCUCUUCGGUGUGGCAGUGUCCCCGGUGCACGUUACAGAACGAGGGAACGACGCAGAGUUGCCGAUCUUGUGGGGAAGCGCGAACGGACACCGCCGGGCUGUUGGCCGCGUUCUUCGGCGGUACUGGCACCAAGGUCUGUCCGGGCUGUGAGCUCUCUAACGCCGCUGAGGCCGAGAAGUGCGGACGCUGUGGGUUCACCUGGCCUCCCAGAGAGACACAGAAACCCAGUCUGCCUCAGGACAGCACGCCAUCAGCUCUCAUCACCAUCCCGUCUAUAGAAAACAGCACACCGAUGGAGGCUGUAGAGGUCAAAAAGGACACGCCCACACACAAGGCCAGGAAACAGUGGACAUGCCGGAGAUGUACCCUACUCAAUCCUCCCUCUGCCAAGAAGUGUUCCAUGUGCGAGGCACCCAAACGGGACAAAAGCAUGGAGGUGAAGUUGCCAUUACCGGAUGAACUGAAAAUUGAUAAAAAGAAGACUACAGAGUCUGAUGAUGUAGUGGUGACUAAUAUGACCAAUGGUACACACACUCCACCUGAAUCACCAGAGGGGGUUGUGGAUUUGACUGUUGAAGAAAAGGAGGAGGAGAAAGUAGAAGAAGAUGCUACAUGGUCUUGUAAGAGAUGUACCUUUGAAAACAAGCCCCGGGCUAAAUCAUGUGCAGUAUGUGAGGCGCCACGAAAGCCUAACAUUCCCACCACUUUACCCAAGAAUAUCGACUUGGAGGCUUUGUCCCCAAAGAGACUUAAGCAAAACGGUGACAUGAAAAUAGAGCGAAGAAACGCCACUAGGAAAAAGACCCCUAGCGUUUGUGCGAGCACAAGUGAUGACGCUACUGCUAGUACAAGCACUAGUGCUGUUGGUAUUGAAAGUGCUAGUGGUGCAUCCAGUGACCAAAGCAGUACCGUCUCUACCACACAGCCAUCACCCCCACCAAGCCCAAUGGAACUUUCCGACCACUCAUCUAACGAAGAAGCUGUUGCUAUGGAAACAAGUGACUCAGAAAAGGAUGUGGAAAAAGUAGGAGAUGGUGGAGAAAAGGCUGCUUUAUCUGCAGGUGAAAAGGAAUGGGAGUGUAGAAAGUGUACAUGUAAGAACCCGAUGACUACCUCAAACUGUGGAGCCUGUGACACACCAAAAGCUGGCUCCCCCCACCCCGUAAUAGACCUGGCCGAGAACGCAGUCCGUUACACGCCUGAGUCACCUACUUCUCCUCUUCCCUCAACAUCAGCAGCAGAGCCAAAGUCCCCCAAAAUGCCAACAAAACCAGACACACUCGCACUAGUACAGCCCUCCACAAGCACACCAAAGGAUGUGUGGAAAUGUACGAAGUGCACCUUGGAAAACCCCAUCAGUAAUAACGUGUGUGACGCCUGUGGGGCGUCCAAGGCUGCUCAGGCACUACCGGCGAAAGAGAAACAGUCCGAUUCCGAACGUUGGAGAUGUAAAAAGUGCACGUUUGACAACUCGAGAAAAGUGCGUGUGUGUAAGAUGUGUGGAACGUCCCGGCCCGGUCAGCCUUCAAGUUCAACCCCCACUGAGACAACACCGGAGUCGCCACACAAGGCCAGGCCAAGGAAAGGGUCUCUUCCAAGUGCCAGUGGAGCAGCCUACUCCCCCAGUCCUGAGCGUGUGGGGAUCUGGAAGUGCCCCACCUGUACCCUUCUCAACAGUAAGGAGAAGCAGAGCUGCAGCGCGUGUGGGACCUCCCUCAGUAAGGCAGCAGCCGGCAGCACGCCCGAGCGCUUCACGCUGGCUCGCCAGGAGAGCAUGACCAUCGACAUGCGGCGGAGACAGGACGAGAAAGAAGCGAGAGAGACCUUGCAGAACAUCAAACGUUUCUGCAAGGAGAAUAAGCUGAAUUUUGUAGAUGACUCCUUCCCUCCUGCACCCAAGUCCCUGUACUACAAGCCCUCAGCUCCUCCUACCAUGACGGUGUCCCAGUGGCUCCGCCCACACCAGAUCACAGACCUGUCAGGACAGGACCGCAGCACCAAGUGGGUCGUGUUCAGGACGCCACGACCGUCAGACAUCUCACAAGGCAUCCUGGGGAACUGCUGGUUUCUGAGUGCCCUGGCUGUGCUGGCUGAGAGACCAGAGUUGGUGGAGCGGGUGAUGAUCACGAGAGAGAUCUGCCCAGAGGGAGCGUACCAGGUCCGGCUGUGUAAGGACGGGGAGUGGAUGACUGUACUGGUGGAUGAUCUGUUGCCAUGUGACCAUCGCGGAUUCCUGGUGUACUCACAGGCAAAGCGACGUCAGUUGUGGGUGCCGCUGAUAGAGAAAGCCCUUGCCAAACUCCACGGCUGCUACGAAGCCCUGAUCUCAGGAAGGUCCAUUGAGGGGCUCUCUACACUGACAGGAGCUCCCUGUGAAAGUGUCCAGCUUCAUAGAGCUCAAAACAACAACCCAGACGAGGACCCAGUGGAACCAGACCUGAUCUGGGCUCGGUUACUCAGCUCUAAGGAGGCCGGCUUCCUGAUGGGGGCGUCCUGCGGAGGGGGGAACAUGAAGGUGGACGAUGCUGAGUACGAAUCCAAGGGACUCCGGCCCAGACACGCCUACUCUGUCCUAGACGUGCAAGAUGUCAAUGGGAGCAGGUUACUGAGAAUGAGGAACCCGUGGGGUCGGUUCUCGUGGAAGGGCGACUGGUCGGACAGCUCUCCGCUGUGGACACCUGAGAUGAGAGAGCGACUGUUGGCACACGGCGCGAGCGAGGGGGUGUUCUGGAUGUGCCUGGCUGAUGUCAUGAAAUAUUUUGAUUGCAUCGACAUCUGUAAGGUCCGUCCCAACUGGAGUGAGGUGCGGGUGAGCGGAGUGAUUCCCAACUUUGCAGGGGGUCCCAUAAAGAUCGCCCUGGUGACUGUGUUCCAGCCUACUGAGGUGGAGAUCUGUCUACAUCAGGAGAGUUUGAGAAACAAUGAGAAGUCAUCGCGCAGCCCGGUGGACCUGUGUGUGUGCCUGUACCGUGCAGCAGGCAUGACAGGCAGGGGCAGGAUGGGUGUCAGCAAACUGGUGCAGACCAGUAAGAGGUCUGUACAGAGUUCUGUAGGCUGUACUGCCAUGCUGGAGCCGGGGGAGUAUGUGGUGGUGUGUAUGGGGUACAACCACUGGACAACGGGGGUCGACAUGCAAGGAGUGAAGAACCAGGGUCGCCUGACCAACUUCCCGCCCUACGUCCUGGCCGUGUACAGCUCUAAGAAAGUCAUGGUUGACCAGGUGGACCCUCCUGAUAACGUACUGGCUGAUGCCGUGGUGCAGCUGGCUGUGGCAAGAGGCAAAAAGCACGAGGGUAGAGAAGGCAUGACGUGUUACUACCUGACCCACGGGUGGGCGGGGCUGGUGGUGGUUGUGGAGAACAGACAUCCUGACAGGUACCUGCAGGUGCAGUGUGACUGUAAGGAGAGCUUCAACGUGGUGUCAACAAGGUUCCAGCUCAGGACAGUGGACAGUGUGCCACCUCUACACAGGCAAGUUGUGGUGGUUCUGUCUCAACUGGAGGGUUCCUUUGGAUACUCCAUCUCCCACAAACUGAAGCACCGGAUGAGUAUGUACCCUUCUCUGGGAGACUGGGCCCCCCGAGGUGCCACCCACUUCCCCCACCUGACUGAGGACGUUGUCGGCCUGCACAGCCCCCGGCCGCUCUGAUCUCAUCUCACUACAGUACAGGGCUCUAGCCAGCACCCGUUUUUCUGUCAACUGCAGGAACUUUGUGG
Molecule: messenger RNA, 3909 nt
Organism: Branchiostoma belcheri (Belcher's lancelet)
Lineage: Eukaryota; Metazoa; Chordata; Leptocardii; Amphioxiformes; Branchiostomatidae
Product: calpain-15-like
Exons: 14
Coding region: 176-3841 (1221 amino acids)
Biological process (GO): proteolysis
Cellular component (GO): cytoplasm
Molecular function (GO): calcium-dependent cysteine-type endopeptidase activity
Source: RefSeq, a predicted model, not a curated record